Molecule: messenger RNA, 1034 nt
Organism: Drosophila takahashii
Lineage: Eukaryota; Metazoa; Arthropoda; Insecta; Diptera; Drosophilidae
Biological process (GO): regulation of exit from mitosis
Cellular component (GO): nucleus
Source: RefSeq, a predicted model, not a curated record
GCACCCGAAAUUUGUUUAUUGUUUGGUUUCUACCGCGCAUUGUCGAAAUUGUUUAAAUUUAUUGCAAUACCGCCUGUUCAUGGAUCAAAAUGUCAAGAAUAUCGAUCUCAAGCUGGACAACAUUGAGGUUCUCACCACCGGCACGGCGGCGGAGUUUGUUAAUGGCAUCCUGGAUUUCUUGCUUUUCCAACGCCGCCAAAUUCCCUUCGUGUACAAAACGUACAAGUAUUAUGUGGAAAAAUGGUCUGAGGCGGAGGAAUCGGGGGAAUCCGCGAACCAGGAGUCCUUUGCCCACUACCAACUGAAUCAGCAGCGCUCCAAGGCCAAGGCCACCAAGGAGUCCAUUAGUGAUAUGAGAGAGCUCAUUAGACAAGCCUUCAGGACGUCGGGAGUGAAGAGCCUGCGGUUUCUGUUCGGCAAUAACACCUUUAUGCCCUCGGAGGCCUAUACCCUGCACAUACCACAUGAUGCCAUAUCCAGGGAUCACUUUUGCGAGCAUCAUGCUCUGCCGGAGGGUCGCAUAAACCAGGCGCUGCUCCGCCUGCUCACCUGCGAGGAGCUGUACACCCUCUUCUCCACCGACCUGAAUGCCACCAAUGUGUUCCUGGAAAUGGAACUCUUUAAGGGGGCCGAAAAUGCACAUGACUCAGCUAAUCUUAUUCCCAAGGACGUUUUGAGCCAACUGCCACGUAGUUGUAAGAACGUCCAUCUGCAUCUCCUGCACGAAAACGAGAACAUGUCGACUGAACUACGCUGCUGCAAGGAGUUGGACAUUUACCAGGAUCUUGGCCUGCUGAAUCUGGACAAGACUGAAAGAGAAGAUAGCAGGACUAACAACUCUUUGAAGGAAACCAAGGAUUUGAGUGGAUGGUGGCAAUCCGAGGUCAUAGUUCGCGGCUUCAGAGCGCCUGCAAAUCAAAAGACCGGAGAUAUGUGGUCUAGCUAAUAUUUUUUGUAUUUUUUAAAUUUAAAGGGCUAUCAUAAGAUAUUCGUCCCGUUUGUGCAAGUGCCAAGAAUAAAAUAUCAAUUAAUUU